Messenger RNA from Mya arenaria, 1579 nucleotides. RefSeq names its product T-cell-specific guanine nucleotide triphosphate-binding protein 2-like. Gene Ontology annotation, molecular function: GTP binding; GTPase activity. Gene Ontology annotation, cellular component: membrane. The transcript has 2 exons. The coding region runs from base 408 to 1190 and encodes 260 amino acids. The record is from RefSeq and is a predicted model, not a curated record. Lineage: Eukaryota; Metazoa; Mollusca; Bivalvia; Myida; Myidae.
UUGUGCCUUUAUGUCGAAGGGAACAUGACUGAUAUAUAUGAUGCUAUUUCUGAGGCGGACCGUAAGAGUUAAAGACCGCGUACAAAGAAGAAGGUACAAAAGGAUUGAAAGACGUCAUCUUACAGAACAGGUGCAAGUGGAAAUCAAUGCCACUGAAAAUUGCUGUGACGGGUAAUUCUGGUGUAGGAAAAUCUAGCUUUAUUAAUUCGUUUUGUGGACUUUCUGCAAAGGACAAAGGUGCCGCAAAAGUUGGUGUGAUAGAAACCACCACUUAAAUUAAAUCUUACCCUUUCCAUGGAAAUGACAAGUUUGUCUUGUUCGAUAUUCCAGGUGUUGGAUCAACAAAGUUUCCGAAAGCCACAUAUCUCGAACAGAUAGGGUUUGAGAAAUUCGAUUUUUUUAUCAUUAUGACAAAAAGCCGGUUUACAGAGAAUGAUGCUUGGCUUGGCAACGUGGUUAAAGAGGGAAAAAAGAAGUGUUUCUACGUCAGAACACAAAUUGACACUGAAAUAAAUAAUGAGAGGUACGACAGAGGUGACGAUUUCAAUGCAACUGCUACGAUUGAGCAAAUGCGACAGGAUGCCCAAAAAUGUCUUAAAGAAGCCACAAUUGUUGCUCAUGUAUAUCUGAUCACGACCAGGCUGGAAAAUGCAUAUGAUUUUCCAAGAUUACAGGAAGCUGUGAUUGGAUCAGCAAUGGAAUUAAAAAGACACGCAUUGAUUGUCUUUUUGCAAAGUCUGUUGGAAAGUGUUGUUACUGAGAAAAUCGAACGGUGCAAAUCGAAAGUAGGUACGACGGCAAUAGUCUCGGCUCUUGGUGGAGCAAUACCUCUGCCAGGUGUAAGCAUUGGCGUUGAUGCAGCGGCUAUAACAUUCAAAGUAAGCCAUUACAGGAACAAACUAUUUCUUGAUGAAGAUUCACUUAAAGGUGUACAUGAAAACUUCUCAAUCAAUAUUGAUGAAUUGAAACUGACCUGUCGGGAAAUACAAUUUACAGAAGACGGCAUGCCUAUGGCUGUAUAUGCCAAUGCACUUGGGACUGUAGGUAAACUAGCUCUGCCGGUUCUUGGGUCCGCACUUGCUGUGAAAUUGUGCCUUGACGAUAUGAAAUCAAUUUUAUGUAAGAUUCUGGACGAUUUAAAAGGAGAUGCACUACGAAUCAGCAAAGAAAUUAUCGAACGACUGAUAUAAUUGAGUAAUGCUACAGCAACACCGUUAUUGUUUGAAAUUGAUCGUCUAGACAUGGAUAUUUGACAAUUGACCUACUGGGAACUCGUACUAUAUAAGCAUUGCAAGAAACGAUCUUCAGUACCGUUUUUCCAAUUUUGUUUUAAAAAGCCCAUUAUUCGGAUAUUCCUAAAGUGCUUUUUAAUCAUGAUUAUUUAACACCUGUUGUGUACAGUUUUGCUGUUUGGUGGAAAGACUUGUAACGGAAAGUAGUGAAAAGAACAAACAUCAUUAGAAGUUCCACUCAUCAGAAAGAAGUUUAAGGGACGAAAUGGUAUGUGUACUAUGGAAGAAUACUCCAAAAGUCAGUAUUAUUGUAUUGUAUUAUUUAGGAAUAAAACGAUGAUCGAGUA